This is a messenger RNA of Hemicordylus capensis (graceful crag lizard), 3552 nucleotides long. RefSeq names its product ATP synthase mitochondrial F1 complex assembly factor 2 (gene ATPAF2). Gene Ontology annotation, cellular component: mitochondrion. Gene Ontology annotation, biological process: mitochondrial proton-transporting ATP synthase complex assembly. The transcript has 8 exons. The record is from RefSeq and is a predicted model, not a curated record. The coding region runs from base 948 to 1820 and encodes 290 amino acids. NCBI's taxonomy places the organism in Eukaryota, Metazoa, Chordata, Lepidosauria, Squamata, Cordylidae.
GAAAAGGGGCGGAUGGGAAGGAAGGGUUGUUUUAAAAAAAAAAAAAAAAAGAGGAGGGCGUGAGCGAGGCGCCGGGUCCUCCUCCUGGGAGCGGCAGGUCGUCCUCUGCCGCGUCGCGGCGGCGCGGACAAAAACGCGUUUGUGAUGCCGAUUGGCUCAAUGUGGUCCCCUCUUCCCCCACCUCCCGGGCAAGAUGGCGGCGCCCAUAUCGAGCUGGGCUUGAAGAGCGGAGCAGGGCAGCAGGGAGGGAAGGCAGAGGAGCAGAGGCCGACAGGCGGGAGGGGGCUGGGAGCGGUGGGGCUAGGGAAGCGCGGCGCGGCCUCUGAGGCUGCCCUGAGGGGCUGGGGGGGGGGGCCUCCACAGAAAUCGCCUGGAAAGGCUUCUCUUAGAGGAGACCUAUUGGCUCCCCUUAGGAGCCUCACCUGUUUUGAAGGGCGGUCGUUUUUCCGCCUCAAGCCCCUGACAAACCUCAAGCCUCCUUUGUUCCAGGAGAAAGCCUGGGGAGGAUUUUUAAAGAAACCCUAAAGCCUAUUGUUUACUUCAUUAUAUAGCCAUACAUCUGUAGAUAGAUAUAGCCCUCUCUUCUGCAAUAAGUGCAGCAGCUUCUCAGUAACGAAAUCCAAGCAAAGUUAAAGCCCAAAUACGAUAAAACCAACUAGCAGCAUUGUGAAUGCUGGGCGGCGGGGGACAACAAAUACUAGACCCUUAUCUGCCAUGUAAAUUGUCCAGUAAGGGGAUGUUUUUAUUUAUUAUUAAAUUGAGCUAUUUAAUUUUCUGCCUAUCUUUGUAAAACCAGGGAAGCUUUUGAUUAUUAUUAUUUUUAAAACUGUAUCUGUUUGAAAAAGAAUAAGGACAGUAAUCCACAAUACAAUACUACGGUUGCUGCAGGAUCAUUAGAUUGUGGCAAGUUUAUCACCAAGCUUUCUGCACUUCCUUCUCCAAAUCUCAUGAUGUGGUGUAGUGGCUUACAAUGCAUAUUCUCCUACCGACCCUUUUUGGUCCAAUGUCUUUAUCCAACUCUCCUUGCUCGUGGUCCAGCAUUUUUCACAGUGAACUCAAGGCGGUCAUACACACCACAGCCAGAAAGGAAGAGGUUUUAUCAGAAUGUUAGCAUCUCCCAAGGUGAAGCUGGCUUUGAGAUCAACUUGGACCACCGGAAGCUGAAAACUCCCCAGGCCAAGCUCUUCACAGUGCCCAGCCAGGCCCUGGCUCUGGCUGUAGCGACUGAAUGGGACUCUCAGCGGGACACCAUCAAGUUCUACACCAUGCACCUGACCACCUUAUGCAACACAGCUUUGGACAACCCAUCCCAGCAAAGCAAAGAUCAGCUCAUUAGAGCAGCUGUGAAGUUCUUGGAGACGGACACAAUCUGCUACCGGGUAGAAGAGCCCCCUGCCCUGGUGGAACUGCAGAAGAAUGAAUGGGACCCCAUCAUUGAGUGGGCUGAGAAAAGGUAUGAUGUUGUAAUCGGCUCCUCAACAAGCAUCAUGGGUCCCAGCAUCCCGCAAAGCACAAAAGACACCUUCAUGAGCCACUUGGCGUCAUAUAACACCUGGGCACUUCAAGGUAUAGAGUACAUGAUCACUCAGCUGAAGUCCCUGAUUCUCUCCAUGGGCCUGCUGGAGAAGCACCUCCUGGUGGAGCAAGCCGUCCUGCUGUCUCGCCUGGAGGAGGAGUACCAGAUCCAGCACUGGGGAAACGUGGAGUGGGCCCAUGACUACGAUAUGUAUGAGCUGCGUGCCCGCACGGCUGCCGCCGCCCUUUUCGUUUUUCUCUGCUCAGAGAGUUCCACUGUCAAGCACAAGUUGUUGCAGGACUAAGGCUUUGGGGAGAAGAAGAUGGCUGUGUUGGGUGGUCCAAAGAAGACCCAAGACUGGAUGACAGGUGGGGGCAGUGAUGGAAUCGUCGGUCCCACCUGGGGCUGGGCUGGUGUGGCUGGGCCCCAGGUUCAGCUUCUCGCGUUGGCCGGGAUGGUGGGGAGCAGGGAUGGUGGGAGUCCUUCUUUGAAAGGAGGACCCUUUGUGUCUCUUCUACUGCUCUUGGAGAGGAUCAGCCUCGGUUUGUGCUCCUCGAGUCAGACAAGACUGCCUCCCCCACACCCCACCCCACCCCUCCGACCGCUAGUACUGUCAAUCCUGGCCUUCCAUACCGACUCUUCUAUAUCCUCAAAUCUUGUGAAUCUGCCUGUGGCACACAGGCUGGUUGCAUUUCUGGAAAUGACAGAUAGUCCAAGCAGCUGGGACUGUGUGCUCUGUAUCCUCACAACCACACACACACCCAUUUCCCCUGUCUAUCACCACAUAGGGCAGCACAGAUUCGGUUCUUCUGAUAUAAUGUACAUUUCCUCUGGGGUUGCUCGCCCCCAAUUGGGCCCGCCUUUCAGUGAAGGCGAGCACAACACUCCUUGAAAUGGAAGCUGUGCAAUGCAGGGUUUCCAGAUUGCUGUUCAGUUGUCAAAGAUGAUGGUCUGCUGGAAUUCGUGUAUCCCCCAACUUAACCAGGGCAAUUUGCUCCCCCAACUUAACCAGGGCAAUUUGCACUAUCCAUCUGGGCACACCUUUUAAUUUGGAAUUGAAAUUGGGGUGUUGCAAACCAGGGAGUGAACAAAGACUCAUGGUGGGGGUGGUAGAUCUGGUGGGGAGUAUCCUUUGGGGGACCAGCUCUGCAAGAGGGGUCUCCAGGCCUGGCCCAGCUACCCACACUCCCCUAACCACAGCACAUAGGUCCUUUUUUGACUUUAUUGCAGGCCUGUGUAUCCUCCUAGCAGACUCUGGCCUCGGCCUGUGAUGGGAAUGGGACUACUCAGGGCAGGGGCAACUCAACGCGAUUCAGCUUCAUCUCCAUCUCUCCGUUAUGCAAGAGAUGGUGGUCAGACGGGGGGGGGGGGGCGUGGGCCAGAGAAACAAAUAGAAUCAUGCUGCAGAGCCCCAGAUGCAGGUGGCCACACUCCGGGCAGCUCAUCCUCCCCAUUCUCCAGCCUUCACAUCGACGCGAUGACCCUGGAGUGACGUGGCUCGCCUGCCCACUCACCGGGCCAGCCAGGGGUGCAGCCUGGUAGCCCCACCCAAAGCAUUGGCCUCCGGAGUCCAGGGGAGCUGCCGUCCCUCCCCUCUCCCACUCUCCAUGGGGCAGGCACCCCACGGCGUCGCCUCCCCUCUUCCUCCCAGCCGGCUCUCCUGUCGGCAGGCGCCUUUAAAAGGUGUGCGCGUGGCUGGCCCAGCGAGCCGCGUGGCUCCGGGGUUGUUGCGUCGAUGAGAAGCCUGGAGGGUGGGGAGGAUUAGCUGGAGGAGCCGCCCAGAGCCCGCCGACAGGGCUUGGCCGUCCGCCGCCCCAGCAGGAUUCUGUUUCUCUCCCCUACCCCCGCCACUCUGACCACCAUCUCUUGCCUAACAGAGACAUGAUGAGAUGGAGAUGAAGCCGAAUCGUGCUGUGUUGCCUGAGACCCGCCUAUGAUGGCCAUGCAGCCAUUGAUACUGUCCCAGCAAAAGUGAUCCUUUUCUUCUCUUUCCCCACCCCCCUGCUUUAAUUAAAUUAUCCUAUUUGCUGUCAGUA